GAGGCAGCAUUUGUACAAACAACUUCACGAGACCACGAAGGCCGUUUCGUGGUAGCCUUACCAACGCGUACUGAAAGGCUUAAUCAACUAGGAGUAUCUCGAUCUAGGACACAUGGAAGAAAUUCCAUCUGACCGCCAUGACAUUGGAAAGACAUAUUACAUGCCGCAUCAUUGUGUAGUACGACCCGACAGCCUCACGACUAAGCUAAGAGUCGUAUUUGAUGCAUCCAGUUCUACUGAUACAGGGGUAUCCCUCAACGAUGCACUGAUGGUGGGACCUUCAGUGCAAGAUGAUCUUUUGUCGUUGUUACUCCGAUUUAGAGUACCCAGAUUUGCGAUUUUGGCUGACAUUGAAAAAAUGUAUCGCCAAAUUUGGGUGAAGGAGUCCGAUCGUCCACUUCAACGCAUCCUGUGGAAAGAAUCUGCUGAUGAUAGAAUUCGCAUCUAUCAGCUGAAAACCGUUACGUACGGCACAGCCUGCGCACCUUACUUGGCCACCCGUUGUCUGCAAGCGUUGGCUAAGGAAGGAGAAACAAGAUAUCCCAGGGCAUCCAAGGUCCUCGAGCAAGAUUUUUACAUGGAUGACAUGAUCACCGGUGUGGAAUCUGUUGAAGAUGGCCGGAUUAUUUGCAGCGAAAUAAAUCAGCUUCUACAAUCGGCAGGAUUUCACCUGCGCAAAUGGGCUUCAAACUCGUCUGAGUUACUGGAGCAAAUACCAGCUGAACUACAAAUCGAGGGAGAUGUUUUGAACAUCGAUCGCAGCACAUCCAUCAAGGCUUUGGGUUUAAGAUGGAUGCCAUCAUCGGACCAGCUAGGGUUUAGUGUGCCUGGUUGGAAGGAAUCAGAAAUCAUCACCAAACGCAUUGCGUUAUCAGACUCAGCUAAGUUGUUCGAUCCUCUUGGACUGUUAGGACCAGUCAUUGUAGUAGCAAAGUGUUUCAUGCAGGAGCUCUGGAAGAACGAAAAUACCUGGGAUGAACCUUUGGAGUCUGAACGGCAACAAUUCUGGUUGCGCUUCAGAGAACAACUCGCUGAUCUGACUAGCUUGACAAUUCCACGACGAGCAAUUGGUGGAACAGUGCGAAUUGAAGCUCACGGAUUUAGUGAUGCUUCCCUACGGGCUUAUGGCGCCUGUAUCUACAUACGAGCAGAAUCGUCCGAUGGCCAAGUCUCAGUACGGUUGUUAUGUGCUAAGUCAAAGGUGGCACCGAUACCUAAUACCAAACGGAAGAAAAACGUGUCCCUUCCACGGCUCGAGUUGUCGGGAGCGUUGUUACUAUCACACUUAUGGCAGAAGGUGAAGCAAGGGGUGAAAUUGGAGCUUAAAAUCAACUUCUGGGUUGAUUCAACGAUAGUUCUUCAUUGGCUUUCAAGCAGUCCUUCCCGUUGGAAACAGUUCGUUGCGAACCGAGUUGCGGAAAUCCAGCACCCAACCUACAAGAUGCCUUGGAGUUAUGUGGCCAGCGAGCACAAUCCAGCUGACAUUAUUUCCAAGGGAAUGAUGCCUUUGCAGCUCAUGGAUUCCCAACUUUGGUGGCAAGGGCCCUCAUGGUUGCAUCUUCCAAGUCAAGCUUGGCCUACGAACAAACCCAAUACUGAAAUUUCCUCGGAAGAUUUGGAAGAGCGAUCGAUUGUAGCCACAUCUCAACAGGUACCGCCAAAUUUUCUAUUCGAUCUUUCUUCAUCUUACGAAAAAUUGGUGCGACUUACGGCAUAUCUGCUGCGAUUCAUGUACAAUUGUCAACCGACACACCGCGGAAAUCUACGAAAGGGGUUUCUAAAAAUAGAUGAAUUAGUGUCAGCGUCUCUAACGCUCGUUCGUCUGGCCCAACAAGAAACCUUUGCUGAGGAGCUUCGGGAUGUUCGUCAAACUGGAGCGGUCAAGCCGAACUCAAAACUGAAAACGCUAACACCUAUUCUGAAAGAGGGUAUCCUACGUGUGGGUGGUCGUUUGCGAAACGCGCCUGUUUCGUAUGAAUGCAAACAUCCGAUAAUUUUAGCGUUUUCUCACCCAUUGACCCUACUGAUUGCGCGUUCUUAUCAUCGACAAUAUCUGCAUGCGGGACAACAAGAGCUCAUAUCUAGCCUGCGUGAGAGAUUCUGGCCCCUUCGCGUACGCAACCUGGCACGAAAGGUCGUAUAUGAGUGUGUAAGUUGUUUCCGAUCCAAACCAACAACGGCAGAGCAAAUCAUGGGAGAUUUGCCCAGCGAACGCGUAAACCCAGUUCUCCCAUUCUACAACACUGGUGUGGAUCUGUGUGGUCCAUUAUUCUAUAGACAAACCAACAAGAAGGCUGCUCCAAUCAAAUGCUAUGUUGCUGUUUUCGUCUGUCUUGUGAUCAAGGCAGUACAUGUGGAGCUUAUUGCCGAUUUGUCUACUCCAGCCUUCAUUUCUACAUUGAAGCGUUUCAUAGCUCGUCGCGGUAAACCAUCCGUAAUCCAGUGCGACAACGCCAAAAAUUUCCGGGGAGCUGAUCGAGCGCUCAAGGAGAUGUAUGAGCUGUUCCAGAAACAACAACAUCAGGAUGCUGUUACAACUUACUGCGGAACGGAAGGGAUCACCUUCAACUUCAUCCCUCCGCGGUCACCCCAUUUCGGUGGGAUCUGGGAGGCCGCAGUGAAGUCGCUUAAACGGCAUCUCAAGGCGACGAUAGGAUCCAGUAUCUUGCGGCGAGACGACCUGGAAACUAUCUUAGUUCAAGUGGAGGCUUGUUUGAACUCGCGACCGUUAACUGCACUUUCCAACGAUCCAGAGGACCUGGAAAUUCUGACACCGGGUCAUUUUUUGAUUCAACGGGCGCUUGCAUCGGUCCCUGAGCCAUCUUAUGCUGAGAUUCCAGGCAACCGCCUGGACCGCUAUCAACAAUUGCAGGAGUAUGUUCGGCGGAUUUGGAAGCGAUGGAAUCGAGACUACUUGUCUGGUUUGCAUCCGCGUACCCGGUGGACUUCAAGGCGAGACAACGUUCGGGAGGGCACUAUGGUCCUGCUGAAGGAGGACAACCUUCCCCCUCUCAAAUGGCGCUUCGGCCGAGUGCUGAAGAUUUAUCCUGGUGAUGACGGCUUGGUUCGAGUGGUUGAUGUGAAAACGAAGGAUGGAAUUUACAGAAGAGCCAUCACCAAGAUCUGCAUACUGCCCGGACAGAAGGAAGACAGAGAGGUUUCGUAAUAAGGGUUGAAAGCUACCUUUCAACGGGGGGCGGCUAUGUUGAGUAAUGAAUUUGUACGGUAUAAACAUAUGACCUUCUGUCACUUGAAUUUGUUGCUUGGGAAUUGUAUUGAGGGGACGAAUGAAGGAAACAAGGAAUAAAGAAUGAGUCUAGCGCAAGCGUUCAAUCAGUACAGACGUUCCUCUCUCUACCAGUUGAGAAAUUCACUAACUAAAACAACAUGAAAGUAAACUCGUUUUUCGUGUGGUUGUGGUUCACAGCGCCAAAAAUAGAUCGCAAAAAGCAAAUUGUUUUGAUAAUAUUGUUCCCAUGCCACGAUCACUUGCGAUAUUGAUAUAUCGUCCAGUACGAAACACUUGAACGGACUGGACAAAGAAACACACUUAACCCGGAUUGAUUGACGAAUGUCCAACUCAUGGCAGGCAGUGUAAAAACACUUAUUAGCAAAAAUGACAACACAAAAUAACGCAAAACUCACCCCGCCCACCCUUCUAUAUAACCUGCGUGUGUUGUAAAUGAUCAAAACGAUCGAAUAGCAUGUGCAAAGCAUAGAAGGCACUCAAAAACAGACCCUGUGUUUUGAUUCCACUGGACUUCCCUUCUCCCUUCCUUUCCCCCUCUCCCUCCCCCUUCUGGCACUUUGGUCUUUCCCACUGAACGUGAUAGUUAAAAGUUCGUUAAGAUCGUCAGAAGCUACCUGAAGUGUUUUUGUA
Molecule: messenger RNA, 3880 nt
Organism: Anopheles merus
Lineage: Eukaryota; Metazoa; Arthropoda; Insecta; Diptera; Culicidae
Exons: 2
Coding region: 113-3166 (1017 amino acids)
Biological process (GO): DNA integration
Molecular function (GO): nucleic acid binding
Source: RefSeq, a predicted model, not a curated record